AUGGUCGAUGAAAAGGAUGAUAUAAUAAUUAUAGAUGAGGUUACCGGUGGAAAAGGGAAUGUUAUCAACGGAACCGAUACUAAAGGUGACAGUGAAUCGGGCAAAGACGGCGCUGAGGUUAAUAGUGACAAAGCAUGGGUGCCAUCUGUGAGCACUACUGAAAGAGAUGAGAAAGAAUCGAAAGAUCACGUCCAUGUCGUGGUAAUUGACGAAUGUGGAGAAGGUGAUGAGUUUCUGGAAUCCGCGGCCAAAUCGGCAGAACAGCCCGAGAAAGCGUCUGAAGAGAACAUUCAGUCUCAAUCCGGGCGUAGAAAAAAGGAGCGAACGUACAAGCGAAAAGUGGUUCGUUUACCAAGAGAAGUGUUUGACUACAUGGCAAAGAUUGAAGAGGAUGGAACUAUCAGACUCAAUUUGACCCAGUUUGCCAUCUUUUUCUCAAACGAGAUAACGAAGAAAUUUACUGCAGUUCCAGCAGAAAGUUGGAUAACGACUGAUCUCGUUCCAAUGAUGGAUGUCAGCGUCCCACCAACUGCGAAAGAAAAUCAAUUUUUGAUCGUGGACAAUUUUUCUAAUGAACCAAAGGAACGUGCGGCGCAAGAGAAGAGGUUGAAAGAUUUAUUGGAGAAUCGCAAGAGGCACGCAGAACAAAAAGAGGUCGCUACAGGCGCGAAGAUAUUACCUGCUGAUGGCAAAAAGAAACCUCAAAAGAAUGCGGGUGAGCAGGUGAAGACAGACGGAACCAAUGAAGAGAAGUCGCCUAGCAAUCAGUGUGUGAGUCCCAUAGUGACGUCGCUGUUAAUGACUGCAUGUAUGCAGCUUCUCCGAAUUUCGAUGGGACAUAUGCCACUGAAGGGAUUAGGUGGUGCAUUCAUUGCAACACAGAAACCAAACCCCAGCUGCGAGUGUUCGGUUAAGAGAAUGGCUUGUCGUCUGUUCGAAUCUGUUGAAGAUGGGUGUGAACGCGAAAUGAUCCGAUACAGUUGCUCGGAAAACGAUAUCGGUGAUAGUGCGGUGGCGUGUUCCGAACUGCAAGUGCCCCUGAAAGAGCUUGGUGUACUCAGCUAUAAGUGCUCAUGUACACAAGGUACCUCUAUCAGAGGCCAAGGUGCCAGCUGAAAGCGUUCUGCUGAGCAUAAUGCUCCAUCGUCAACGCCAGAAAGCGGUUCAGCCGCUAAGCAACCUAGGUUGGAUGAGAAGAACGCUCAACAGAAAUCUGGAAAAACAUUUCCAAGGAAAUCAGGGUCUUCUGCACCCGGGAAAACUGGUGCACAGAAUGGUCCCAAGGGUGGCGGAAAAGGAUCUUCCAAGUACCCACCAAGAACUGGUCCCAUUCAAGACCUACUGUCUAAGAAGCUAUCGCCUCCCUAUCAAGCAACAGGGCCUUCGCCUUUUGUGUCUCCUUUCGUAGGACGCAGAGAGUGGCAAAGCGGCCCAGCACCAUUCCAGAAUCAGCCGUACAUGCAAGGGAACAUGUAUGAAGAGCAGAUGCGCUACGGCAGAACAGAACCAUUCAAUGAUCGCGGUAGAACGGAGCCAUUCAAUGAUCGCGGUAGAACGGAGCCAUUCAAUGAUCGCGGCAGAACGGAUCUAUUUAGUGACCGCGCUAGAAUGGAGCCAUUCAAUGAUCGCGGCAGAACGGAUCUAUUUAGUGAUCACAGAGGAGCCACAGAUGUGUCACCAUGGGCAAGGCCUAUAACUCAACCUAAUGAAAUGUUCAAAUACGAAUCUGUGAUGCGUAGGACUGCACAGGAUAACGCACCGCCUUUUGAAUCACCCAGACAGGUCGAAAAAAUGGGUCUCGGUUCAUUUGUGGGAGCGGUACUGAACUCUGUGGAUCGUAAGGCUCCCGCUUUCUCAAGCUUCGACAACACAUCGCGUGGGAGCUUCGACAACACACCGCGUGGAAUUCCAUCUCUGAUGGAUGAACCCUUCGCAAGGGAUCCUCGUGCAAUCGGUGGUCUCAAUCCCACCCCAUUGCGGGACAUCAGCAGAUAUGUCGAACCGCUCAACGACUUCAGUGACAGUUCUCGCAUGCGCGCAUCACAGCCACGCACUGAACGUAUUACAUAUCCAACAUUAGGCGGAAGUGCUGCAAUGAGUGGAAGUGGAAGUGGAAGUGGAGCAACUCCACUGUUUGGCCAGUCAUAUCCUGCUUUCGCCGAUCAACCUUUUAGAGGAUUAGUGGACUACGGGAGGUGA
Molecule: messenger RNA, 2199 nt
Organism: Haemonchus placei
Lineage: Eukaryota; Metazoa; Nematoda; Chromadorea; Rhabditida; Trichostrongylidae
Source: the annotation of a GenBank genome assembly